UCUAUUAUACGUAGCAGCUGGCGGUACUCGUGCCGUUUUUUGGCGAGGAAUUUUCAUCACUCGAAUUUAGAAAUUGCAAGAGGAGUUGCAGCAUCCAGAUCCAGCGACAAUGUCGAUAAAGCUCAAAGCGAACCUUAAUAACCCGCCCAUAAGUGGCUUGGCGACGGCGCACCUUAUCAAUGGCACGGUGCCCGUGGAGAUUGUGUGGAGCAAGGAGGAGACUUCGCUGCAGUUUCCCGAUGGCCGCCUGCUGGUCUGCCACUCCAACAACGACGUGCUCCGCGCCCUGGCGCGCUCCGCACCGGACUACAAGCUGUACGGAGAGACGGCCAUCGAGCGAACACAGAUCGACCACUGGCUCUCGUUCUCGUUGACCUGCGAGGAUGACAUUUCCUGGGCGCUGUCGUUCCUGGACAAGUCUAUUGCCCCUGUCACUUACUUGGUGGCCAAUAAGCUAACUAUCGCCGAUUUUGCACUGUUCAACGAGAUGCACUCGCGCUACGAAUUCCUGGCCUCCAAGGGCAUCCCUCAACAUGUUCAGCGCUGGUAUGACCUUAUAACUGCCCAGCCGCUGAUCCAGAAGGUCCUCCAAUCACUGCCUGAAGGUGCGCGUGUUAAGAGGAGUCCGCAGGCUUCCAAGGAGCAGACACCGGCCAAGACUGGUGAGCGCAAGCAGGAGGGCAAGUUCGUGGAACUGCCCGGAGCGGAGAUGGGCAAGGUGGUCGUCCGCUUCCCGCCAGAGGCCUCCGGUUACCUGCAUAUCGGCCACGCCAAGGCGGCGCUCCUGAACCAGUACUACGCCUUGGCCUUCCAAGGUACCCUCAUCAUGCGCUUCGACGAUACGAAUCCCGCCAAGGAGACGGUCGAGUUCGAGAAUGUUAUUCUCGGCGACCUGGAGCAGCUGCAGAUCAAGCCAGACCUGUUUACGCACACCUCCAACUACUUUGACCUGAUGCUUGACUACUGCGUUCAGCUGAUAAAGGAGAGCAAGGCCUAUGUGGACGACACGCCGCCAGAGCAGAUGAAGCUGGAGCGCGAACAGCGCGUCGAGUCGGCCAAUCGAUCAAACUCCGUCGAAAAGAAUCUUUCGCUGUGGCAGGAAAUGCUGAAGGGGUCGGAGAGAGGUCAGAAGUGUUGCGUGCGCGCCAAGAUUGACAUGUCCUCGCCCAACGGCUGCAUGCGAGAUCCAACUAUCUAUCGCUGCAAGAAUGAGCCACAUCCCCGCACGGGAACCAAAUACAAGGUCUAUCCCACAUACGACUUUGCCUGCCCCAUUGUGGACGCCAUCGAGAAUGUGACCCACACACUGCGCACCAUGGAGUACCACGAUCGUGACGAUCAGUUCUAUUGGUUCAUCGAUGCUUUGAAGCUGAGGAAGCCCUACAUCUGGGAGUAUAGUCGCUUAAACAUGACCAACACGGUGCUAUCCAAGCGAAAGCUCACCUGGUUUGUGGAGUCUGGCCUGGUUGAUGGCUGGGACGAUCCCCGCUUCCCCACAGUGCGCGGCAUCAUUCGUCGUGGCAUGACCGUGGAGGGCUUGAAGGAGUUCAUCAUUGCCCAGGGCAGCAGCAAGUCGGUUGUCUUCAUGAACUGGGACAAGAUUUGGGCUUUUAACAAGAAGGUGAUCGAUCCAAUUGCUCCUCGCUAUACGGCGUUGGAGAAGGAGAAGCGCGUGAUCGUUAAUGUGGCCGGUGCCAAGGUCGAGAAGAUUCAGGUGUCCGUUCAUCCCAAGGACGAAUCUCUGGGCAAGAAGACUGUUCUGCUGGGUCCUCGUAUCUACAUUGACUACGUGGAUGCCGAGGCUCUCAAGGAGGGUGAGAAUGCAACUUUCAUCAACUGGGGCAACAUCCUGAUCAAGAAGGUGCACAAGGAUGCGUCGGGCAAUAUCACCUCCGUGGACGCGGCUCUUAAUCUAGAAAACAAGGACUUUAAGAAGACACUGAAGCUAACCUGGCUGGCUGUAGAAGACGACGCCAGUGCCUAUCCGCCCACGUUCUGCGUUUACUUUGACAACAUUAUCAGCAAGGCUGUUCUGGGCAAAGACGAGGACUUCAAACAGUACAUUGGACACAAGACCCGUGACGAGGUGGCCAUGCUGGGCGAUCCUGAGCUGAAGAAAUGCAAAAAGGGUGAUAUCAUCCAGUUGCAGCGUCGUGGCUUCUUCAAGGUGGACAAUGCCUAUGCCCCGCCAAGUCCAUACUCGAAUGUUCCUUCGCCCAUUGUCCUGUUCUCGAUUCCCGAUGGACACACCAAGGAUGUGCCCACCUCGGGCCUAAAGAUCAAUGCGCCAGCGGAUGCCAAGACUACGAAAAAGGCAUCCUCACCUGCUCAAUCCAACGACAAGGCUUCCGAAUUGGACAAACAAAUUGGUCAACAAGGCGAUGUGGUGCGUGAUUUGAAGUCCAAGAAGGCAGCAAAGGAUCAAAUCGACGUGGAGGUAAAGAAACUGCUCGCUUUGAAAGCUGACUACAAAGCAGCCACUGGUAAGGACUGGAAACCAGGACAAACUCCUGCAUCUGCACCAGCUACCGCUCCCACUGCUUCCUCCAACGACGCAGCUUCGGUUAAUGCCAGCAUUGUGAAGCAGGGAGAUCUAGUUAGAGACCUCAAGGGAAAGAAGGCUGCCAAGCCAGAGAUCGACGCCGCUGUAAAGACUCUCCUAGAACUGAAAGCUCAGUACAAAUCCCUUACCGGUCAGGAUUGGAAACCGGGCACUGUUCCGCCCGCACCCACUGCCACGACUGCAAACGAUUCGGUGACCCAGAUCCUUAGCCAAAUCACUGCCCAGGGCGACAAAGUUCGUGAACUGAAGGCAGCUAAAGCCGAUAAGGCCACCGUUGAUGCAGCUGUGAAGACACUGCUCGGCUUGAAGGCGGACUACAAGGCAGCCACUGGCAGCGACUGGAAGCCCGGCACCACAGCUCCAGCACCCGCAGCAGCAGCCACAGCGGCUCCACCUAAGGUCAAGCAGGAGAAGAACGCGGAUCCAGCUCCCGUCGGUGCUGUAAACACUUUGCUGGACAAGAUCGCGCAACAGGGCGAUAAGAUCCGUCAACUGAAGUCGGCCAAAUCGGAAAAAUCCCUGGUGGAUGCCGAGGUCAAGCUUUUGCUGGCUCUAAAAACCGACUACAAAUCCCUGACCGGUCAGGAGUGGAAGCCAGGCACUGUGGCACCUACUCCAGUGGCCAUUGUAGAUCUCACUGGUGGAGAUUCUAGCAGCGACGUCAGUGGUGUUUUGGGCAAGAUCCAGACCCAAGGUGAUAAGAUCCGUCAGCUGAAGUCGGAAAAGGCUGCUAAGAACGUUAUUGAGCCGGAGGUGAAGACUCUCUUGGCCCUAAAGGCAGAAUACAAGACACUGAGCGGCAAGGACUGGACCCCAGACUCUAAGGCGGAACCAGUUGCUGUGAAGAAGGAAGCGAGCCCCGUUCAGAUGGCAUCGUCAGCGAAGGAUGAGCUCACCCAGGAGAUCAAUGCUCAGGGUGAGAAGGUGCGUGCGGCAAAGAGCAGCAAAGCGGCCAAGGAGGUGAUCGAUGCCGAGGUGGCCAAACUGCUGGCUCUUAAGGCCAAGUACAAGGAAGUCACGGGUACAGAUUUCCCAGUGGCCGGACGAGGAGGCGGCGGCAGCGGAGGAUCUGCCAAGAAGGCCCCCAAAGAAGCGCAACCGAAGCCUGCCAAGCCCGCGAAGAAGGAGCCAGUGGCCGAUGCCGCUGGUGCUGUGAAGAAACAGACCCGAUUGGGUCUGGAGGCCACCAAGGAGGAUAACCUGCCCGACUGGUACUCGCAGGUGAUCACCAAGGGUGAGAUGAUCGAAUACUACGAUGUGUCCGGCUGCUAUAUCCUGCGCCACUGGUCCUUUGCCAUCUGGAAGGCCAUCAAGAAUUGGUUCGAUGCCGAAAUCACGCGAAUGGGCGUUAAGGAAUGCUAUUUCCCCAUCUUUGUGUCGAAGGCAGUGCUGGAGAAGGAGAAGACGCACAUUGCCGACUUCGCCCCGGAGGUGGCUUGGGUGACCAAGUCCGGAGACUCGGAUCUGGCCGAGCCCAUCGCCGUGCGCCCCACCUCCGAGACCGUCAUGUAUCCCGCCUACGCCAAGUGGAUACAGUCGUACCGUGAUCUGCCCAUUCGUCUUAAUCAAUGGAACAACGUUGUGCGCUGGGAAUUCAAGCAGCCAACGCCUUUCCUGCGUACCCGCGAGUUCCUCUGGCAGGAGGGACACACCGCAUUCGCUGGAAAGGAGGAAGCUGACAAGGAAGUGUUGGAUAUUCUAGAUCUGUACGCUUUGGUCUACACCCACCUGCUGGCCAUUCCUGUGGUCAAGGGCCGCAAGACCGAGAAGGAGAAGUUCGCCGGCGGUGACUACACUACCACCGUUGAAGCCUUCAUCUCGGCCUCGGGACGAGCCAUUCAGGGUGCGACCAGCCAUCACCUGGGCCAGAAUUUCUCCAAAAUGUUCGAAAUCGUGUACGAGGACCCCGAGACGCAGCAGAAGAAGUACGUGUACCAAAACUCCUGGGGUAUAACCACACGCACCAUUGGCGUGAUGAUCAUGGUGCAUGCGGACAACCAGGGUCUGGUGCUGCCCCCACACGUUGCCUGCAUCCAGGCCAUCGUUGUGCCCUGCGGCAUCACUGUUAACACCAAGGAUGAUGAGCGGGCGCAGCUGCUGGACGCAUGCAAGCAGCUGGAGAAGCGUCUGUGUGGCGGCGGAGUGCGGUGCGAGGGUGAUUACCGAGACAACUACUCGCCCGGCUGGAAGUUCAAUCAUUGGGAACUGAAGGGAGUACCGCUUCGCUUGGAAGUUGGUCCCAAGGACCUGAAAGCCCAGCAAUUGGUGGCCGUUCGCCGUGACACCGGCGAGAAGAUCACCAUCCCGCUGGCCGAUGUUGAGAAGAAGAUACCCGCCUUGCUUGAGACGAUCCAUGAGAGUAUGCUAGCCAAGGCGCAGCUGGAUUUGACCAGUCACACCAAGACCGUGACCAAUUGGACCGACUUCUGCAACUUCCUCGAGCAGAAGAACAUACUGUUGGCACCCUUCUGUGGCGAGAUCAGCUGCGAGGACAAAAUCAAGGCAGACAGUGCCCGCGGCGAGGAGGCCGAGGCAGGAGCACCGGCCAUGGGUGCCAAGUCCCUGUGCAUCCCCUUCGAACAGCCGACUCCCAUUAAGGCCAGCGAUAAGUGCAUCAAUCCCGGCUGCACGAACAAGCCCAAAUUCUACACUCUCUUCGGACGAAGCUACUAAGGGAAUGGAAAGGAAAGGAGGAAGCCUGGCUUCGUACUUUAAGAAAUGCACUCUGAUUUUGCAAGGACCUUAAUCAACCGAUUGAAUUCAAAUAAAUUUAAUUUAAAAAACAUU
This is a messenger RNA of Drosophila serrata, 5350 nucleotides long. It is a transcript of the gene GluProRS, whose product is annotated as Glutamyl-prolyl-tRNA synthetase. The record is from RefSeq and is a predicted model, not a curated record. Gene Ontology annotation, molecular function: proline-tRNA ligase activity; ATP binding; glutamate-tRNA ligase activity. Gene Ontology annotation, biological process: prolyl-tRNA aminoacylation; translation; glutamyl-tRNA aminoacylation. NCBI's taxonomy places the organism in Eukaryota, Metazoa, Arthropoda, Insecta, Diptera, Drosophilidae. Gene Ontology annotation, cellular component: aminoacyl-tRNA synthetase multienzyme complex; cytoplasm.